AUGUUAUCCAGAUUUGUUAAGUCUGCAUGUGUGCUUCGACCGGCGCUGUUGACUCGUCCGACCACCCCGAGUCGCCUGAUACGGAGAUCCUCUCAUGAAUAUGUACCGCCAACUCAGUAUGAUGUUCCUAUUCCCAAGAGGCUGAAUAUUCUGUACGUUAUGAGAGUGUACUGGGAAACAAUUCCAUUGUUUCUAGUGACUUGUACGAGUUUAACGAUCUGUGUGUUAUCGUGCGCUUGGGCUACUCAACAUAAGAUGGACGUAGUGUACAAGACCCACUCCCGCGAUAACGUCUCUCGCACGAUGGACCUUCGCAAUCCUGACAUACACAAGAUCCUGAUUUUCAACCAGCGUUACGAGCCCUGGCCCGAGAUGCAAGACGCUCUGGACAAGAUGGCUUUGGCACAGAAGCGGGUUCUACUGCGUGCAGAAUCCUGCCCGAGUAAAUAA
Messenger RNA from Pieris macdunnoughi, 450 nucleotides. The record is from the annotation of a GenBank genome assembly. Lineage: Eukaryota; Metazoa; Arthropoda; Insecta; Lepidoptera; Pieridae.